CACACUCUCUCGUCGACACGGCACGGCACGGCAGGAGGUGGCCGGCCGACGCCAUGUACGCGGCGCGUCGGAGCAGCAGCAGCAGGGUGGCGGCGGCGGCGGCCGUCGCCGUCGCCGUCCUCGCCGUCUCCCUCUCGCUGCCGCUGCUCGUCACCUUCGGCGCGGCGCAAGAGAUCGACGACGAGGGGGAGUUCAGCUACCGCCGGGACGCCGGGAACGGGCCGGAGCGGUGGGGGCUGGUGCGGCGGGACUGGGCGGCGUGCUCCGUGGGGCGGCUGCAGUCCCCGAUCGGGCUCUCCGACGCCGUCGCCGGGCUCGCCGACCGGCCCGGGCGGCUCGGCCGGUCCUACCGCCCCGCCGCCGCGUCCAUCGUCAACCGCGGCCACGACAUCAUGGUGCGGUUCAACAGCAACCCCGGCGGCGUGGUGGUCGACGGCGUGGCGUACCGGCUCCGGCAGAUGCACUGGCACUCGCCCAGCGAGCACGCCAUCAACGGCCGCCGCUACGCCCUCGAGCUGCACAUGCUGCACCAGAGCGACGCCGGCGGCAACAAGUACGCCGUCGUCGCGCAGCUCUACAGCAUCAGCCGCCGCCGCCGCGACAGGACCCUACGCAGGCUGGAGCGGUACAUCAGGAGGAUCGCGAGGAGGAAGGACCACGAGGAGCUCAUCGACGACACGGUGGACCCGCGGCGGCCGGUGAGCCGGAGCACCGUGUACUACAGGUACGCGGGCUCCUUCACCACGCCGCCCUGCACGGAGGGCGUCACCUGGGUGGUCGCCCGCCAGAUAAGGCACGUGACGCGGCCGCAGGUCAGGCUGCUGCGGCACGCCGUCCACGACGGCGCCAGGCGGAACGCGCGGCCGAUCCAGGAGGCGAACGGCAGGGGCGUCUCCUUCUACUACACCUCGCCGGGGCACGGCCGAGGAGGGCCGGGGGACUAGCGAGCAGUUCAUGCUUGUCGGGUUGGGACGGGCACAGAUCAACUCAAUCGUGUCCCCCGAACUGCACUGAUACGAUCUAAAAGAAAACAUUUGCAAUGAAACUCCUGGUGUUUCCCGUGCCGUGAAUUCUUAUUUUGGGAAAAAGAAUUAGAUGUUAAAAAUAAUUCCUCGUACUAUACAUAUUUCGACGACCGAAUAGAUCUCUUUCCUUACAUUAUAAAAUUUGCUUUACUUCUAUAGUAAACUAAAGUCGUUCGAACAUCUUCACAAGAAAAGCUCGUCUCAACGUCAACGAGAAGCUCUUCUUGAGUCACUGCACUCACAAUGUUCUUCUUUUUUGUUCUGGAGGGUUAAUUAGACAACCAUGAACUGAUGGUAAGAUGAAAUGGACGCCGUCGUCGCUCAACAUAUAUAAUGACACUGGAGUCGAUCGGAAUUGUACAUUGAUUUACCAUGUGCAGUAGUACAGUUCCUGGGUCUGAAUUAACAGGAUGGAUGGAUUACUAAUUCGUUACGAGCAGCGAGCAGGCCGGGCAAUGGACGGAUCAUGCAGCGCCUCGGAAUAAUCCUUCCCAUCAGCCAGCACA
This is a messenger RNA of Panicum virgatum (switchgrass), 1531 nucleotides long. Its product is annotated as alpha carbonic anhydrase 7-like. The coding region runs from base 54 to 944 and encodes 296 amino acids. The transcript is spliced from 5 exons. Gene Ontology annotation, molecular function: carbonate dehydratase activity; zinc ion binding. The record is from RefSeq and is a predicted model, not a curated record. NCBI's taxonomy places the organism in Eukaryota, Viridiplantae, Streptophyta, Magnoliopsida, Poales, Poaceae.